GUCAAUAAAGGCAAUGAUGAAUUUUAUUGUAUUUUUUCGAAUUAAAUUUUUUCGCGCAUCGAUACAAUCGAUUGUUGACAGCUAUAAUAAUCACAUCACAUGUGAAUCAGCCUGCAGACGGUUCACCAUGGCAUUAUCAUCGUCAUCAUCAAUUGUAGCGAAUUUUGAUUCAUUAAAAAAAUAUUUCGAUCUACAUAAUCGUACAAAAGAUGUACAAGCACAUGUAUCGAAAGUUCAUUCCGUCGAUUGGAAUGCUGAUGGUCGUCAUUUAGCAUCCGGUAGUUUUGAUCGUACCGUUACAUUGUUUUCAUUUUCCAAUGAUAAAUUGACCAAAGAUCAUACGCUUAAAGGACACACUGAUUCAGUUGAUCAAUUAUGUUGGCAUCCAAUUAAUAAUGAAAUUUUGGCUACCGCUUCAUUGGAUAAAACUGUUCGUCUUUGGGAUGCACGUAUGGCUAAAUGUGUGGCAACAAUAGAUACACCAGGUGAAAACCUGAAUAUCAGCUGGUCACCAAAUGGCCAUACGAUUGCUGUCGGUAAUAAAGAAGAUAUUGUUACAUUUAUCGAUGUACGAUCAUCUAAAAUUCGAACACAAAAAGAAUUUAAAUUUGAAGUGAAUGAAAUCACAUGGAAUCGUGAGAAUGAUCUAUUUUUUCUUACAUCAGGACAAGGUUUUGUUUAUAUUUUAAGCUAUCCUAAUUUGGAACAAUUACACGUUUUUACCGCUCAUUUGGCUACUUGUCUGUGUAUUGAAUUCGAUCCAACUGGCAAACAUUUUGCUGUUGGUUCAGCGGAUGCUUUAGUUUCAAUUUGGGAUUCAAAUAAUCUUGCCUGUCUGAGGACCGUAUCAAGAUUAGAAUGGCCAUGUCGUGCUUUAAGUUUUAGUUAUGAUGGUAUGCUACUUGCAUCAGCAUCCGAAGAUAUGUUUAUCGAUAUAUGUCAUGUUGAUACUGGGGAACGUAUUCAAGCCAUACCAACAGAAUCACCAACAUUUACCAUUGCAUUCCAUCCACAACGAUAUUUAUUGGCAUAUGCCUGUGAUGAUAAAGAUGGCCAUCAACGUGAUGCUGGUACGGUGAAAUUAUUUGGCUUUAAAUCACAGGAAAAUUUGUAAAUUUCGAAAAAAAAAAAAAAAACAUUUUUACAUAUACACUUUUUUAUUAUC
Messenger RNA from Dermatophagoides farinae (American house dust mite), 1165 nucleotides. It is a transcript of the gene tex, whose product is annotated as THO complex 3 homolog tex. The record is from RefSeq and is a predicted model, not a curated record. NCBI's taxonomy places the organism in Eukaryota, Metazoa, Arthropoda, Arachnida, Sarcoptiformes, Pyroglyphidae. Gene Ontology annotation, cellular component: THO complex part of transcription export complex. Gene Ontology annotation, biological process: mRNA export from nucleus. Gene Ontology annotation, molecular function: protein binding.